This is a messenger RNA of Patiria miniata (bat star), 2997 nucleotides long. RefSeq names its product neuroblastoma-amplified sequence-like. NCBI's taxonomy places the organism in Eukaryota, Metazoa, Echinodermata, Asteroidea, Valvatida, Asterinidae. The record is from RefSeq and is a predicted model, not a curated record. Gene Ontology annotation, biological process: retrograde vesicle-mediated transport, Golgi to endoplasmic reticulum. Bases 64 to 2877 code for a protein of 937 amino acids. Gene Ontology annotation, molecular function: SNARE binding. Gene Ontology annotation, cellular component: endoplasmic reticulum membrane; Dsl1/NZR complex. The transcript is spliced from 27 exons.
GAUGAUCAAAACACCCGUGGAGAGGAGUGCGCUGCUGUUACACAAACAAUCAAACAAAUCAAGAUGGCGGCUCCCAUGGAAGAAAAUUCAGAUAAAGACGACGCCGAUAAUAUCUUGUACGACCUGCUAGUACUCACGGAAUGGCCGCAGGAACCAGAGACUUUAACAAAGGUCAUUGCCGAGAAGCCUAAAGGAUCCCUUGUUGGAAAGGCGUCAUCGGCUGCUUACAGGUCAGCAUGGACGUUCCUUCGAAGCACAGGAUUACCGUUAAGGACAUCUACUCCUUGCUCCUUGCCGGCAGCUCUCAUCAAGCUGAUCAAUGCACAGAUCAACUGGCAUAUGGCUACCACGAGCAAUGACCGAUUGCUGGCUAUCCUUGAAGACAGUUGUAUUGAGAUCCGAUCAGCCAGGGAUGACUAUACCACCAGUCUUGGCAAAUGCUCAAUCCCUAAGGACCCAUAUCCCCAAUGGAGACAGCUAGCCUGGAGUCCAGACUGCACCAUGCUAGCCUGUUCUGACAGCAGUGGCAACGUACGUGUUGUGGAUCUCAUGGGCAGCGUCUUGUUCACUAUAGACAAGACAUCUUCCAAGCAGCAGCUUCCAGGAACCCUGCUAGACCUGAGCUGUGCUGUGGCGUCGCUCAUCUUCACAGAGUACAAGAAAACAACCAAAUGGUCAGCUGAGUUGAUUGUGAUAACUUACCACGGCAGCCUCCAUAGCUACUUAGUCAGUCCAACAGAUGGUUACAUCCUAAACCACAGUUUCCAGUUUAGCAGCGAGCAUCCGUUGGGCGUCAGUAGCGCUGUCUACCUGCCGACCCGCUCCUUGCUCCUGAUUGGCUCCUGCUCGCAGGAGGAGGGGCAAGAUGCGGUUACCAUGGCAGCAAGACAUGGCAUCAGCGCGUGGAGGAGGCUGGAUGAGGAACCGUACUACAAGCUGGUGACUGACUACUCGGAUGAGAUCAAGAAGUCUGGAAGUUCCCGUCGUCUGCUGAGGAAGAUGACAUCAAUUUCAAUAUUCAACAGAACAGACAAAAAGGACGGUAUCUACAAGAUGUGCACGUCACCGGACGGUCAGCAAUUGGUCACCGUUCAGCAAUCGGGCGUGGUUGCACUGUGGGACAUACCAUCUCUCAAGAAUAGGGGGAGCUGGUCUCCCGAAAAUCAGCCCGGUUAUGAUGAAAAGAAUCCAAACAUUCUGAUUCCAUCCAGGAAGAAACCAGCCGAAGGCCUUCCUUCCCCAAACUCUUUGAUCGACAUCAACUUUUGGUCACAAAAGGCUUUGAUCCUGGCUAGGUAUUCAGGCGCUGUGGCUGUGGCCUCCACCAGGCACCUGACUAAUCUCCUGGGUGAUUCCAGUGAAUGGUUUGAGCCGGCACCAAGGGUCAACAGAGCCUCAGACAAAGGCUUCCUGUCGAUUGAGUGUGAGAGUAAAACCUCAGCCUUGAAGCGUCGCCGCAUUCCAUCUGAUCGCGACCAUGACGACAGUAAGAACCAAUCUCCUCAAGACGAUGAAGAUGACGACAGUGAUGAGGACAGCGAUGAGGAUGCUACUAUGCUCAUGAGGAGCACUAAACUCAUGAAACAGGCGAUGUAUUUUGUCACAGAGAGUGAGAGAUUUCAGCCACCAAGAAAACGCCCCAAAGUUGUUAGUCGAACCUAUCGUCUCGUGAGUCUCCAGAAGACGACACCAGAAGAGCUAUAUGCCAGAAGGAUUGAGAAUGAGGAGUAUGGUGAAGCUCUGGUCUUGGCGAGACGUUUCCAUCUUGACGCUGAUCUUGUUUAUCAGAGACAGUGGAGAAAGGCUCGCGUCUCUAUCGCAGCGAUACAGGAUUACUUGAGUAAGAUCACCAAGCGUGCCUGGGUCCUCCACGAGUGUCUGGAGAGAGUCCCUGAUGACAUUGACGCAGCGAGAGAGCUCCUUCAGUACGGACUCCGAGGCACUGAUCUGGAAGCGCUGGUUGCCAUCGGAAAGGGGGAAGAUCACGGAAGGUUUAUAUUAAGUUCGGAUGUCGAGGGUGAUGAUAGCACGGAGCAUGUAGAUGAAGAUCACUCCAAGGAAACAGAACAAGGUCCAUCUAACAGAGAGAAAAGAGAACUACUGAUGCAACAGGUCAACUUCAAAAGUUUGACCCUUGAGCAGAGAGAGUUGUGUCGAUGUCGUCUCAAACUGUUGACGUAUCUCGACAGACUCAGAACAUACGAGGUAAUACUAGGGGGCGGAGAGGCUGCAGCCAGAUUUUACAGCGAUCAUUUCUUCAAGACGUUCCGCUCUCAGAAUAUUGUGGAAGCAGCUGUGCAAUUUGCAAGGGAUUCUGAUUGGCAGGCGGUGGAGACGCUGUUUACUCACCAUGGCAACGACCUCUUACCUCAUUGGUUGAUGAUUCUCAACAACUUCCCCGAGACCACCACGCCAACGGAGUACAGCAGUCUUCUCCCUGAAGCGAGUACUAAUGCUGAGAAUGAGGUCUUGGAAUGGGAGGUGGCGGAGAGGCGUCCAGAGGAUUGGUGCGAAGGGCGCCAAUGCCAGGCUGCUAUCAACCCAACCCCCGUGGACUAUGGGGCCUUCCUGUAUGAGGAACAACCUGAACUGGCUCAUUUCAGGGCCGGCAAGUUGAAUCCAGCACUCUUAACUGACUGGUACAUUUGGAGGGCAAAGAUGAUAGAACGGCAGUCAUGUCAGGUUGACAAUGCUUUGGAGCUCAUUAAUCUUGCACAGGAGAAAAACAUUGAGGGCCUUGAUAAGUUGCACGGUGACCUUUUGACCUUAGAGGUCAUGACCUAUGAAUGCCAGACGGAAGCAAGUAUAACUUUGGCCGGCCUCCAGUCCAUGUCUGACCUGGACAAGAUCCAUCUCAUGAUGAGCAAGGUAAGCUAACACUUUUUUGCAUUGAUCCCGGAAGUCUUGGGAAUGGCCAUUGUAUUUCCAUAAGGUCUGGAAAAACUUACGGAAGUCUCAAGGAAACCUACUGAUGUGGAGAAUCUGUUUUCACUAGUU